Culex pipiens pallens (northern house mosquito) is the source of this 2008-nucleotide messenger RNA. RefSeq lists its product as uncharacterized. The coding region runs from base 133 to 1779 and encodes 548 amino acids. Lineage: Eukaryota; Metazoa; Arthropoda; Insecta; Diptera; Culicidae. The transcript has 3 exons. The record is from RefSeq and is a predicted model, not a curated record.
GCAGAUGAGAGAUUCCCAGGUUAAGACUCGCGUGGUUCUGGGGCGAGGUAGUAGGCGACGACUUGUGUGUUUGACGUUUGACGAACGUUCGCGCAAGGAUCAUCGAAGAUUGGAGGAAAAUGUACCGGAGAAAUGUUCCCAACUGAUGUUCCGAUCGGACCGGGUUCGCGAGUAUAUUUUUAUUGCUGUACAAUUUUGGCGCUCGGUGCGCUCGUGAAUGGUGUGCGGAUGGUUAGCAAUCGUGACGGGUGCAGGUUGAGUUUGGAUGACCCGCGGGUUAGCGAGGUGAGGGAGAUAUUUCAGGACCUUCUACCGUAUCGGAGCAAGCGAUUCGAACCUCUCACGGACGACGCCGUCAAAAGUUUUCUCCUUUACCUGUCCUCCGUUGGGCAGACGAUCGAUCGGCGGAUCCCAAACGAUCCUCUCUAUCUGACCAUCUGGUUCGAUAUGACCGGGGACUACCUGCAAGGUUAUCUACUCCCCGUGUCCAAGUAUUGCUUCUACUCGGGAAACGUAACGUACCGUUCGGUACGAUCUGUGAUCGAGUAUUACCGGAAGGUCAAACUACACUUAGAUACAGAUGGUUCCGGAUGGACCCGGGCGGCCGACUUGGACAGUAGUGAUGCCGACAACAAGAUUUCACCUCUACACUCGAUCAAAGCUCCUGGCAACUGUUCUGAACUCGACGUGGGAAUCUCCUCCGAGAUUCCUCUUCCUAGAACCCAGUUGGACGACGAUUCCCGGACCAUCAUUUCGCUGUGGAUCCCCUUCAGAACUCGCCAGGUGUACGAUCCUCGUUCGAAUGCCUCGCUGUCCAUUUUACGAACAUACUUUGAAAAUGUUAUGAAAUGUGUCCCGAAAUCAACGCGGAAGCGAUUUCCGAGUAGAUUCGCUCGCUGGAUCGACGAGAACCUUAACAGUCAUACGUUGGACGACGAGUUCUACCCGGGAUUGGAAGGAGUUCUUCAGAUCAAGAAAGCCCUUACGAGCGCUAGGAGUUUGGAAAAGAAAUCAACCGAACAGUACGCGGGGUUGUUUGAGAAUUUGUUUGCUGCGGAAAAUACCUCCGAUGUGCACGAAGACUACGGGGACUACGAGGACGACAACGGUAUGGAUUACGUGAAGAUCACCGUCGUGACCAUCGGGCUUGGGUUGCUGCUGCUGGUGAUCAUUCUGAUCAUUUUGAAGAUGCUGAAGAAUCGACAGGUCAUGAAGAGAAAACAGAAGUUGGAAGAACAGAAACCAUCGAACCAGAGACGAUUCUUUCAAAGAAGGAAUACCCAGUCCGACGAGGAGGUCUUGUUGGCGCUGAAGAAGAACGUCAAGAAGCACCCCUCGGAGACCAGACACAGCUGGAGCUACAUCCGAAAGCCAAAGGUUCUCCAAAAACUACGACCGACCACCAAGCAGCUUCCUCCCUUUUCGGACACGGACGACGAUGAAGAAAACAUCAACUUUGAGCCGUUCCUCUCUCAAAAUAAGGCCUCCAUAGAGAGGCUACCCUUGCUGCCGAAACCUCAAACUUCCGGAAGCGCCAGCAAAAAGAAGACCCGCUGCGGCCAAGGUUGCGUGUGCGUGUCCUGCCGGGCAAAAGCAACUCCGGACUCCAGCCCGGGAUACCAGCUGUCAAACGAAUUGGCCAAAGUGGACCAACACCACCAGGAGCAGCCCGGACCGGCGUCGAUUCAACCUGCGGCGACCUACCGGAACCCACGUGGCGGGAAUGUGUCCCAGCGCAAACACCACCGAACCGACGAGCAGCAGUGGGAUGAAGUGUGACCACCAGUGUGUGUGUCGUGAAAGCGCGUGAUGCGUGGCGUGAGUGUGAAAGUGAAGCACUAACUUAGGAUUAGGAGUUUAGGAGCGGAGGAGAAAACAAUAGGAACGAAAAGAGGGGAAUCAAUUUGCGCGUUGAUACACAAAUAAGCACAAGGCGAGCGAUUUUUGAGGUGUUUUUUUAGUUUUGUUCGAUUUGGUAUUUUUACGUGAAAUAUAUUUUUUGUUUUUA